Molecule: messenger RNA, 4626 nt
Organism: Penicillium alfredii
Lineage: Eukaryota; Fungi; Ascomycota; Eurotiomycetes; Eurotiales; Aspergillaceae
Product: ATP-binding cassette glutathione S-conjugate transporter YCF1
Exons: 6
Coding region: 1-4626 (1541 amino acids)
Biological process (GO): transmembrane transport
Cellular component (GO): membrane
Molecular function (GO): ATP binding; ATP hydrolysis activity; ABC-type transporter activity
Source: RefSeq, a predicted model, not a curated record
AUGCUGGAUGGCCAUUCCCAGGAGGUGCUCGGGGGCACGGGAUCCCUGUUGCAUUCUCGCCCCGGAUCGCCAUUCGACGCCCGACAGCCCUUCUGCAGUGAUGUCGAGGGCUGGGGCCCGAUCAGCUCAUCCCGAUUCGAUUUGACACCAUGCUUCUUGGAUGUGAUUGUGGCGGUGGUGGCCGUUUGGGGCACGCUGGCGGGUGUCGCUGCACUGUGGCUUUUGCUGAAGAAGCGCAUCCCGUCGCCUGUCUCGAAGAACUGGCACUUCUACGCCAAGUUGGUCGUGCUCGCCGCUCUGAUUUUUGUCUCUGGCCUGCAAGCAGCUCUUCAGGUCGAGUCGCAACCCCAAACUUUCUGGGCCGACUUUCGCUUCUGGUCGUCGAUCUCGACAAUUGUCUCGCUUGGUGUGAUAUAUAUGGUGCAGUAUUUCGAACACUGGCGAAGUCGGCAGCCUAAUGGGGUCGUACUUUUCUACUGGCUCUUUUUCAAUAUUGCAUAUGCCGUCAAGCUGCGGUCACUCGUCGCGCGACAGGAAUACCUGCAUCGACCCCCUUACUUUGUUUGUGUCAACGUGAGCUUGGGUCUUGCGCUGUUGGAGUUCGUGCUGGAAUACUUCGUGCCGAAGAAGCAGAGUGCCUACGAUGCAUUGGGCGAUGAAGAUGAAUGCCCCUACAAUUAUGCGGAUAUUUUCUCCGUCCUCACUUUCAGCUGGAUGACUCCGAUGAUGAAGUUCGGAUACAAUAAUUUCCUGACGCAAGAUGAUCUGUGGAAUCUUCGCCGCCGCGACACUACUCGAGUCACGUAUGACGAUCUGCGAGAGGCAUGGGAGGAACAGCUUGAGAAGAAGAAACCGUCCCUCUGGAUGGCACUUUUCAAGGCUUUUGGAGGGCCCUACCUUCGGGGUGCCAUCAUUAAAUCGGGCAGUGACAUGCUUGCCUUUGUUCAACCGCAGCUCCUGCGUCUUCUGAUCGCCUUCAUCGAUUCGUACCGAAGCCCGGAUCCCCAGCCCAUCAUCAGAGGCGUUGCCAUCGCCCUGGCCAUGUUCGUUGUCUCGGUCUGCCAGACUAGCUGUCUCCAUCAAUAUUUCCAGCGAGCCUUCGAUACUGGCAUGCGAGUCAAAUCAGCCCUGACUGCCCUGAUCUACGCAAAAUCAUUGCGAUUGUCGAGCGAAGGACGCGCGGCCAAGACCACUGGUGAUAUUGUCAACCACAUGGCUGUUGACCAACAACGGCUGUCUGAUUUGACUCAAUUCGGCACUCAGCUAAUUUCUGCUCCAUUCCAAAUCACUCUGUGCAUGGUGUCUCUCUACCAGCUUGUUGGUGCCAGCAUGUUUGCCGGUGUGGGAGUGAUGAUCCUGAUGAUCCCAUUGAAUGGUGUGAUUGCACGGAUGAUGAAGACGCUGCAGAUCUCCCAGAUGAAGAACAAAGACUCGAGGACCCGAUUGAUGACCGAGAUUCUGAACAACAUUAAGAGCAUUAAGCUCUAUGCUUGGAACACUGCCUUUAUGAACAAGCUCAGUCAUAUCCGGAAUGACCUGGAAUUGAACACGCUUCGGAAAAUUGGGGCCACGCAAUCCAUUGCGAACUUCACCUGGAUGUCCACUCCUUUCCUUGUGUCUUGCUCGACAUUUUCCGUCUUCGUUCUGACAAGUGACCGCCCAUUGACCACGGAAAUUGUUUUCCCUGCGUUGACUCUCUUUAACCUGCUCACCUUCCCGCUUUCGAUUCUCCCCAUGGUGAUCACUUCGGUCAUUGAAUCUUCUGUGGCGGUGCAACGAUUGAUGGCCUACUUCACCGCAGAGGAACUCCAAACUGAUGCCGUCCGAUUCGAAGACCCCGUGGAACAUACGGGUGAUGAGUCCGUGCGUGUGCAUGAUGCCUCGUUUACAUGGAACCGCUACACCCAAACAACUGUUCUGAAGAACAUCGACCUUAGCGCUCGCAAGGGUGAACUCAGUUGCAUCGUUGGCCGGGUCGGGUCGGGCAAGUCUUCGCUGCUCCAAGCCUUGCUAGGCGAUCUUUGGAAAACCCAGGGAGAGGUGGUUGUGCGUGGACGCGUCGCAUAUGUUGCACAAGCGCCGUGGGUGAUGAACGCUAGCGUCCGGGAAAAUAUUGUCUUUGGGCAUCGAUGGGAUCCCGCCUUCUACGAUCUCACUGUUGAAGCUUGUGCUCUACUCGAUGACUUCAAGAACCUGCCCGAUGGUGAUCAGACUGAAGUUGGCGAACGCGGAAUCUCUCUGUCAGGAGGACAAAAGGCACGAUUGACCCUUGCCCGUGCGGUCUACGCCCGAGCAGAUAUCUACCUUCUGGAUGAUGUUCUCUCGGCCGUGGACCAGCAUGUCGGGCGCCACAUUAUCAACAAGGUGCUUGGGCGGUCUGGUAUUCUUAACGGCAAGACACGCAUUCUCGCGACCAACGCAAUCACAGUUCUCAAGGAGGCUGAUUUCAUUGGCCUGCUGCGUGAUAAAACUAUCAUCGAAAAGGGCACUUACGAGCAACUGCUAGCCAUGAAGGGCGAAAUUGCCAACCUUGUCCGCACAACCCUGGCUGAAUCAGACGACGAAGGCGCUGUUAGUGGAUCCGAGAAUGGUCUCGCCAGCCCUGACAGCUCCGACACAACAGCCGUCGUCGAGCAAGGAGACGACAGCACAGACAGCGAAGAGGUAGAACAACCUGGCUCUCUUGUCCCCAUUAAGUCGGCUAGCAAACCCCAGAGAAAAACCAGCACUGUCACUCUGCGUCGUGCUAGCACCGCAAGCUGGCAAGGGCCAAGACGCAAACUGGGAGAUGAAGAGAAUAUGCUCAAGAGCAAGCAAACGCAGGAAACCUCGCAGCAGGGCAAAGUCAAGUGGAGUGUAUAUGGUGAAUAUGCAAAGAACAGCAACAUCGGUGCAGUCACCUUUUAUCUGCUUGCUCUUGUGGCCUCGCAAACCGCCCAGGUGCUCGGCAACUUCUGGUUGAAAAGCUGGACCGAGUCAAACGAAGCACAUGGAUCUAACGCUAGCACGGGCAAGUUUAUCGGGAUUUACCUGGCGUUUGGUCUGGGCUCGUCUGUCCUGGUCAUCCUCCAGAACCUGAUCCUGUGGAUCUUCUGCUCGAUCGAGGCUUCUCGGAAACUGCAUGAGCGAAUGGCAUUUGCCAUCUUCCGCUCCCCCAUGAGCUUUUUUGAAACCACACCGUCUGGCCGGAUUUUGAACCGUUUCUCCAGUGAUGUCUACCGUGUUGACGAGGUAUUGGCUCGCACGUUCAAUAUGCUCUUUGCCAACUCUGCCCGUGCGGUGUUUACUAUGGUUGUCAUUGCAGCUUCGACUCCAGCUUUCAUGCUGCUGGUCAUCCCGCUGAGUUAUGUCUACCUCAGCUACCAAAAGUACUACCUGAGGACUUCCCGUGAGUUGAAGCGCCUCGACAGCGUCACUCGAAGCCCAAUCUACGCCCAUUUCCAGGAGUCUUUGGGAGGAAUCUCAACUAUCCGAGCCUACCGACAAGAGAACCGGUUCGCACUUGAGAAUGAAUGGCGUAUGGAUGCCAAUCUUCGAGCCUACUUCCCGUCAAUCAGUGCCAACCGCUGGCUGGCCGUCCGUCUCGAGUUCAUCGGUUCAAUUAUCAUUCUGGCGUCUGCAGGGCUCGCUAUCGUGUCAGUCGCGACUGGAAGUGGUCUCUCGGCCGGCAUGGUCGGGCUGGCCAUGUCCUAUGCUCUUCAGAUCACUCAGUCUUUGAACUGGAUCGUUCGUCAGACCGUGGAGGUGGAGACCAACAUUGUGUCUGUUGAGCGGGUGCUCGAGUACGCCAACCUGCCCAGCGAGGCACCUGAGGUGAUUUUCAAGCGUCGUCCUGCUAUCGGCUGGCCGGCUCAAGGUGCUGUUUCCUUCAAGGACUAUAGCACUCGUUACCGUGCGGGGCUCGAUCUGGUGCUGAAGGAUGUCAGCCUUGAUAUCAAGCCCCGCGAAAAGAUUGGUGUCGUUGGCCGGACAGGUGCUGGAAAGAGUUCACUUACCUUGGCUCUCUUCCGGAUCAUCGAGGCUGCUAGUGGCAACAUCAGCAUUGACGGGCUCGAUGUGUCGACCAUUGGCUUGUUUGACCUGCGUGGCCGUCUCGCCAUUAUUCCUCAGGAUCCUGCCAUGUUCGAAGGUACCCUGCGUGAUAACCUGGACCCCCGGCAUGUCCACGACGAUACCGAACUUUGGAGUGUUCUAGACCACGCAAAAUUGAAGGAACAUGUCUCUCAAAUGGAGGGCCAGCUGGACGCGGAGAUUCAAGAGGGAGGAUCGAACCUGAGCCAAGGCCAGCGUCAGCUGGUAUCCCUCGCGCGGGCAUUGCUAACGCCCAGCAACAUACUUGUCCUGGACGAGGCCACACAGCGAACUAGGCCGCGGUUGACGUGGAGACGGACGCGCUGCUCCAGCGGACCCUGCGCGCAGCAUCAUCUCCAAGAUCGUACCAUCAUCACGAUCGCGCACCGAAUCAACACGAUCAUUGACUCGGAUCGAAUUGUCGUGCUAGACAAGGGUCGAGUGGCGGAAUUCGACACGCCAGCGGAGCUGAUCAAGCGAGGUGGCAGAUUCUUCCAGCUCGCUAAGGAGGCUGGCCUGCUUGACAAUGACGGCGCCGUCGCCUCCUCUCAAUAG